AUGCCGUUUAAAGUUAAGGUAACAGUCUAUGAGGUAGGAAAAGGGGAUCUAGAAUCACGCCUAGUAAAUACAUUACAAGGUCCCGUAAUAGGAUACAAGCUACCUAAAGAUGACGUGUACGUAUUUAAUGGAAUACCAUAUGCAACAGUACCUACAGGACCUAAUAAAUUUAAAGCACCUCUUCCGCCACCAACAUGGGAUGAACCGUUUCAAGCAAUUGAAAAUAAUGUUAUUUGUCCACAACCAAACAGCAAUGAAAUGAAAAUGCAGGAAAACUGUCUUAUUGCUAAUAUUUAUGUACCCGAUACAGUGGAAUUGAAUCUCCCUGUUUUAAUAUAUUUUCAUGGAGGCGCAUUCUUUAGUGGAUAUGGAUCAUUUAGAACGCCAAUUAAUUUGGUAAAAAGUAAAAAAAUAAUAGCUAUAGAUUUUAACUAUCGACUUGGAGUGCAGGGUUUUCUUUGUUUGGGCACAGAGGAUAUACCAGGUAAUGCUGGUUUAAAGGAUCAGUUAGCGCUUCUACGAUGGGUUCAAAGUAAUAUUGCCUUCUUUGGAGGGAAUCCAAACGACGUUACUAUAGAUGGUUACAGCGCGGGUGCAUCAUCUGUUGAUAUUAUGGUGCUAUCACCUAUUACUAAAGGUUUGUUUCAUAAAGUUAUUUCUGAAAGUGCAGCUGGUGUAGCAGCUAUAACGUUACAAAUAGAUCCAUUACAAAAUGCAAGAAACAUAGCUAGUCAACUUAAUUUUAAUGGUGGCGAUGAUCUUAAGGAUUUAGAAGCAUUUUUUAAAACUAAAUCGUAUGCAGAACUAAUAAGUGUAGACUUUGAUGGUAUGACUAAUAGUGCCACUAUAGUUUCACCAUGUAUUGAACACGAUGUAAGUAAUAACACUAUCAUAGCUGAAAAUUUAUUUGAUACUUUAAAAAGUGGUAACUUUCCAAAGCUUCCGAUUUUGUACGGUAAUACUGACAGAGAAGGCAAAUAUCGAAUUAGUGACUUUGACGUAUGGAAGGAUAGGAUGAACGAAAAUUUUUCUGAUUUUCUCCCACAAGAUUUGGGCUUUUCAAGUGAAGAAGAAAAGGAACAAGUGGCACAGGAAGUGAAACAGUUCUACUUUGGACUUGAGCCUGUUAGCGAAAAAAAUAUCUUAAGUUACGUCGACUACUUCACAGAUACAAUGUUUUCAUACGGUAUAGCAAGAGCCGCAAAAUUAUUAGUAGAAGCUGGUAAUGAUAAAGUAUAUUUGUAUGAAUACAGUUUUGUUGAUGAUAAUGAAGAGUAUAUUCCUUACACAAAUGUACGUGGGGCAAGUCAUUGUGCUCAAACUCUUACUGUAUUGGAUGAUAUAUCAGACGAACAACAUUUAUCUGAAGAAGUUAAACAAAUGAAGACUAUUUUAAGAGACAUAUGGUUGAAUUUUAUUACAACAGGAGCGCCAGUACCUAAAGAAUCUUCUCAUCCAGAUUGGAAACCUAUCAAUGAAAAUCGAUCUCCUUACAUGUAUUUAAAUUUAAAUUCAACAUUAAAAUCUGAGUAUCUUGAGCAGCGUGCUCACUUCUGGGAUAAAAUUUAUGACAAGUAUUAUAAAGGACCACAACUUACAUCGAAAUAA
Messenger RNA from Melitaea cinxia (Glanville fritillary), 1608 nucleotides. Its product is annotated as esterase FE4-like. Bases 1 to 1608 code for a protein of 535 amino acids. NCBI's taxonomy places the organism in Eukaryota, Metazoa, Arthropoda, Insecta, Lepidoptera, Nymphalidae. The transcript is spliced from 4 exons. The record is from RefSeq and is a predicted model, not a curated record.